UGAUGACCCAACGCUGGGGGCCUGGAAUCGCAUCUAGAGAUUGGUGGCCAGUGCCAAAUCGCCACGAUCAUGUAGGAAAUGCAAUAUCAACAGAUGCCAGCAAUGUUUCGACUCCCCCUUCAAUGCCGGCUCUAAAAAAGGAAUCACCAAAAUGGGAGGCAUCACCUCAAGGUUGGCUGGAAGGUAUCGCAGAACCCGCUCUUUCAAACCCAGACUCUGCCUUGCCCCCUACACCUUCGCGGUCAGCUUCCCAAAAAUGGGCCAAGAGAGCAUUAUGAAAUCCACAAAAGCAAGCUGCAUGGCUCCAUUGGCGCCGCGAUAUAAUACACAACGCACUGGAAAUCUAUCUAGAAGUAGAGGCAAAGAAGGCAGGACGCAUACCCCUUGCCACCCCCAGCGAGAUGUCAUUUGACAGAAACGGAAAACUACAAACACCGGCAGUAUCGCUGUGCUCUCACUGCAAUGCGUCUCCCCAGUUUCAUUCGCUCAUGACGAUCGCGUUCUCAGGUGCCGUGUGGCGGACGUUCGAAUAUUGUGAAUGUCCGUCUAAUACUCUCCCGCUUAGCAUCAUCCAGUCUGGCUACUUUCCGGGGUCACCUGUAAUGCCUCAAGUUGCCUUCCAUUUCGACGUCCUUUCGCUGUAUUCAGCCUUACAUGUGGACUUGUAUACCCCGGCUGCCUCCUUUCAUGCCGCUUUGUUUUCCAUGUUACAAGAGAAUGGCUAUGAGUUCACCCACAACGACCCUUUUCUCCAGUCGUUUAGUGAGGCGAUCACUUGGUUCCAGGCCUUACGUGAUUUAGUAGACGUUGAAACGGAGAGAGAAUUCCUCCAUCCCUCAUCCCCUGCGGUGCCCGAUGCACCGCUAUGGCGUUCCGCGCUGGCUGAGUCCGCUGGGUCCAUCCACGCCGUUCCUGCUCACAACGGAGAUCCUUCGGUCGCUACAUCCCAUGGCAUGGUAUCUGUUGACCACAGCAUCCCAACCUUCACAAAGACGUCACAGGAUCUUCUGUCGAUGGUCCCUGAGCGAGCAAGGCUCAUUCGCAACCCAUCCGACACCACCGCCAGCCCAUACCUCCGUGCGAGAUGCCCCCAAUGUUUUGGAGGUUUGAUAUGGGGUAGUUCAGCCAACGAAUGUCCUGAUGUCAUCGUCGCUAUGGAUGGUAAUAUGCAACAUAGGCAGUACAUGUUCGUUGGAGGAGACAUGGUCCUUCCCUGGAAUGAAACCUGUACAUUCCUCACCGAUGCCGAAAUUGAGGAAGCUGCCCUCCAUGUCUCUGAUGCACAAGCUGCAUCUAGAGGUUGUUCGGAAGAAUCUCGUCCCUCAUCCCUUGUACCAGAUGGUGCUAUUGAUGAAUGUGAACAGCAGCACUUUUCAAUUGCCAUGCUCCUUGCACUCAACCGCCAACUACCCUCAAACACCACCAUUGGAUUAAUGUAUGAUGUUGGAUGUGUUCUCGAUCGAUCAAUUGCCAAGUACAAUCUCAUUCCCGAAAUCGCUCCUAGAUUGAGCAUCGCCGUUUCAGUCUUCCAUGCCUAUGCACAUCAAUUCUGUUGUCAAGUUGCAUUUCACCCCUGGAAACGAAAUGGGUUCGGAAAGUCAAACGGGGAAGGAAAUGAGCGGCUAUGGUCCUUAAUUGUUGAUACAAUAGCGCCUGAACGCAUAAUGAGUCCAGCUAAACAAAUCACAACUAUUGACCACAAAAUCAAGAAGAUUGCGAUCCGUGGCCGAGACCGUCUUGCUUCAUUGGCGAGGUCCAAACUGGCCGCCAUUCUCCGUGAGGAGGCGCUUCUGAUGGAUCUUCUUAAAGAUUUGGAGAGUGACAGGGGAUUCACAACUCCUUUCCUUCGAUCCCAGUGGGAAGAGCAAAAGACUUUGCAGCUCUCCAUUCGAACUUACAAUGACCAAGCCGGAAUGAAAAAGUUCGCGAGACUUCUCGAAGCCGAACGGUCAGCGCAAGCACAUUCGGAAGCAUUGGAUGCUGUAAAGAAGGAGUUGGACCGAAUUAGCUUGGCGCGAACACUGUCCCACAGCCCUAUCGAUCUUGACGAACAUUUCCAAGCUGCUCAGCAUGUACGGUUGUUGCACGAUGAAUCUCAACAACGCCUACGAGAUCUGACAGCUCAAAUUGGCCUGUCCGAUUUGAAACCUCCGCGAAAUCCGUCUAGCACAGAAAGGGACUAUAUGGAGAAGUACAUCCUGGCCCGAUUCCGCAAACAUGCCAUCCUUAUCCGCUUAGCCAAGUACCAGGACGAGAUGAACCCUAUUCGAAGCUCGCAACGGCAUGGAGGACGACUCGUUACAAAAGUUGGCUACUCGAAGAUGGUCUCAGUGUUCAAUAGCGCAAAAGACCAUGCCCGUGUUAUUUCCGACCAGGUCGCGCGAUAUAACGAGCUUGUUGACAGCCUUGAGCGUUCCGAUAGGCCCUCCUGGCUCCCGGAUUCUUUGAAGCACACCAAAAUGGACAUCAAAAUACUGCUUAACAUGGAUCCCAGUGAUGAGCAGUGGACAAACAUGUGGGAGAGCCUGUGGGUUUCCAACUGGAACCUGGAUGAGAAACCACCUGCCUUUAUUGUCGAUCAGCAGGUUCACCAUGGCAUAGUAGCAGUGCUGUUGCUCGCUCGUAUUGAGGAAGAAAAGCUUAGGCUCGCUCGAGAGGAACUCAACGUGCACACCUGGAUUGUCCAGUCGGUAGACUCCAUGAUUCGGACCACAGACGAUAUUCAUUCUCUUUAUAAAUAUCGAUGGCAACUACGCCUCAAGUUGUUACUCAAGUGCCGUGAUGCAAUCGUGAACGGACCAUUUCCUUGCGUCAAUCUGUGGCGUGCAUCGACACACUACCUGCUUGCAAACCUAGAACAUUCAGACCCCCAGGCUGCACCGAGUGCCAUGGAGUAUUCCUCCUUCCGCCUUCCCCCCCCUGGUUCUGCAACUCUAUCCUCAGGAACACACGGCAUAGACCCCAAAGACGAUGCUGUAGUCACAAAUGAACUAAGUGCACUCACUGGACUUAUCCGGAUGAGCCCAGAGCCGGAUGACAAUGACGAUAUUGAUGAUAUCGAGCCCUCUACUGACAGUGGCAGUGGCCCAGGCGAUACUCUCGAACCUGAGAUACCCGUAAACCAUUCAGACGGUGAACCAGAGAUACGACUCGAUGAGACAAUGGACCCCAUUGACAAUCCUGAUCCACACACUGAACCUCUUACGGACUUGGUUCCUCCUCAUAGAUUGAGAGAUGCAGAUAGUCCCGGCUGCAACAAAAGUAUUGAGGAGAAGUUCUGGAACGAGAACCCCUGUCCCCAAAGUCUUCCUCCAAUUACAACAAUCUUCCAUGCCAUCCGUUCACCCACCCAGUCCAUCCAACAACAAAAGCCAACCAAAAUUUGGAAGGAAAUAAUGGAGUUGCUUCUGCCUCAAGACGCCGGAAAAAUAGUGAAUGAGAGCAAAACAAGAGAUAAAGCAAGAUAUUACAAACAUAUUGCGAUCUUCCCUGAUGCAUUACUGACAGUCAAUCGCCGGCGGCUGAUACAUGGAGCAAUAAUCGAUGCCUACGUUGAGAUGCUGCAAGACCUUACAGACGAAAAGCUACGGGAUAUCCUCAAGACUACUCGCCCCCGCGUGAUCAUGUUUCCUACUCAGUGUGAAGGAAUGAGGCAUUGUAUGGCAGUUCACCUGUUGGAUCGAGCCACAAAGAAGGUCCGAACUGAUCUUUUUGACGCAAGCGCUUGGACAAUUCCAUGCUACUCAAGGAAGCACAGUCACUGGCUGCUUGGCAUUGUAAACUUCGAACAACGAGAGCUGCGCUAUCUUGACAGCAUGCCUCUCCAGCAAAACGCUCAUAUAGGCCGUCAUGGUCCACAGUGGGUGUUUACAAUACUUCAGGGACUAGUCAAUGCCACCUGGUUGUUCAUCCACCCUGAUGAUGAGCAUGGAUACAACUGGUCCAAUUGGUCCACUCAAGCAGUCACUCCCCAGACGGAACCGCGCCAAUGGAAUGGGUAUGAUUGUGGGGUUUGGACCAUGGCUGACAUUCAAGCUAUACACAUCGGACUUGAUGCUGUGCCGAAAGACACGAACAUUGACAAUUUUCGGGAUAGGGUGAAACAACAGAUCCUUUCCCUUCCUCCAUCGACACCGCGUUGGCAGCCUACCUGGAGAAGCCUGGAUCCGGACCUCAUUCAUGAACUGCGGUGCCGAGCUGCUAAAGUGGCCGCAACAUUUCCCGUUAAUUAUUCCGAGCUCGAAAUCGAUCACACGGACUUCCCAUUAGUGAUGGAUGAUGAACAAGAACAAAUAGAUUUGACCGACUAG
This is a messenger RNA of Cantharellus anzutake, 4310 nucleotides long. RefSeq lists its product as uncharacterized. Gene Ontology annotation, molecular function: cysteine-type peptidase activity. The coding region runs from base 402 to 4310 and encodes 1302 amino acids. Gene Ontology annotation, biological process: proteolysis. NCBI's taxonomy places the organism in Eukaryota, Fungi, Basidiomycota, Agaricomycetes, Cantharellales, Hydnaceae. The transcript is spliced from 14 exons. The record is from RefSeq and is a predicted model, not a curated record.